Molecule: messenger RNA, 991 nt
Organism: Oppiella nova
Lineage: Eukaryota; Metazoa; Arthropoda; Arachnida; Sarcoptiformes; Oppiidae
Source: the annotation of a GenBank genome assembly
ACACAAAACAAGAGUUUAAAUGACAAACACUUGCAGUGAAUGACUGAAUGACUCACGAAUUGACUCAAUGUUUGCGUCAAUUGAUUGUCAUUUCAAAUGAAGUGUUGUUUGCAUUCACACCACAUGUAUUGACAUCUCAUUUGACCACAAGAAAUGAGAUCCCAUUAUAAGGUUGUGGUGUUGGGGGCCAAACAGUGCGGGAAGACAUCAAUUCUGGAUCAAGUGAUCAAUGGAUCCAAACGCAAGUUUAACACCAAUUAUGAGCCAACCAUUGAAGACAUCUUUGGGGCUGUUGUCGAGACUGAUAGACAAACCAAAGAGAAGAUCUAUUUCUUCGACUUCUCGGGAAUGAGCGCUCCACUCAAUAUUGAUGCCAUCAAAACAUACCUGUCUUACGCUGACGCAUUUGUAUUGAUUUAUGCCAUAAACGACAAGAAUUCGUACCUCAUUGUGGAUCACAUCAAGAAAGCCAUUGACAGACAUAAAGACAGAGACAAAAGAGAUAUGCCAAUCGUGACUAUUGGCACAAAAGUGGACAGAUUUCGUGAACGGGAAGUGGAUUUCGAUGAAUCUCAGGGUUGGGCUCAACGAGAGAAGACUCGUCUCUUCGAAGUGACGGCAACUGAACGCAAAUCUCUGAUCGAGCCGUUCGUCUAUUUGGCUUCAAAGCUAAAUCCGCCACAAAAUAAGACAACUUUCCCUCAAUUGCAUCGAAAAUCAAAGACUGGAAACAUAUUGUCACUCGAGUUAUAGCCAUACUAUAGUCUACAGUACUUAUGACGGAAAGGACAGCAUUUUAUGAAUCUUUUUCAAUAUUUUUAUAAUCAUUCAAACAUUAGUUACAAUAAUCUCAACAAUCAUUAGUAAUUAACAAAAGGUCCGAAAAGGUAUUCAAUGUGGUGGGUGUAAAUACAAUGUUAAGACACAACCCAAUCGUUUUAAAAUAUAUUUAUUGCCUGUAUUUUAGAUUUUAAAGUAUCCGUUAUUCGAG